AUGGCUGUUGGAGGAGGAAUCGUCCUUCCAGGCGAUGCUACCCUUCUCCCUGGAUCUGCAACCGUAGUUAACGGUGAGACAAUUUCUCUCGCGCCGUCUGGCACGGCCAUUGUAGUGGGUGAUUCAACUAUCGCUGUGCCAAACGGGGGUCCAUCACCAGCCAUCAAUAUCCAGGUCGGAUCAUCAACAAUUACGGCGGCACUCGCCGCGGCUUCCGGAGGAGGCAUUAUUCUCCCAGGGGGGGGCACUCUUCUCCCUGGAUCGGCGACUGUACUCAACGGCGAGACGAUAUCUCUCGCCCCGUCUGGCACCGCAGUUGUAGUCGGAGGCUUUACAUCCUCCCUUCCCUAUGCCAACCUUCACCCACCACCACCGGUUCUUCCCAUUGGGUCCCUGACAAUCACUGGCAAUGCUGCGUCGCAAUACUUCAUUGCUCCAGGCCAGACACUCACGCCAGGGGGCACCGUCACUUACAGCGGGACACCAGGAGAUGGGACUACUUUCAUCGUCGAGGGACACACUUUGACACCAGGCGGAGUCAUCACGGUUUCUGGGACUGUGAUAUCGCUUUCGCCUUCGGCCACCGCUCUGGUUAUUGUUAGCAGUGGCACUAGCACAUCAACUAAGACACUCUUCCCAGCGACGAAGAUUACGGCUUCUACAGCCACGCAAACUGGAGCCUCAGGCUCCGCAGCUUCUGCAGGCAAAACCCCCACUGGAACCGCCGUGUCGUCUCAUGGGGCCGCGCAUAGCAUCCACACGUCUAGCAACUCGCUAUCGCUAUUCACACUCGCUCUAGGAUAUCUGCUAUUCUGGCUUUAA
Messenger RNA from Mytilinidion resinicola, 822 nucleotides. RefSeq lists its product as uncharacterized. The coding region runs from base 1 to 822 and encodes 273 amino acids. The record is from RefSeq and is a predicted model, not a curated record. Lineage: Eukaryota; Fungi; Ascomycota; Dothideomycetes; Mytilinidiales; Mytilinidiaceae. The transcript is spliced from 2 exons.